Molecule: messenger RNA, 654 nt
Organism: Sorghum bicolor (sorghum)
Lineage: Eukaryota; Viridiplantae; Streptophyta; Magnoliopsida; Poales; Poaceae
Product: tropomyosin-1, isoforms 33/34-like
Exons: 1
Coding region: 1-654 (217 amino acids)
Source: RefSeq, a predicted model, not a curated record
AUGGCAGGCCGGGCACCUCCUCCACCUCCUCCUCUUCCCUACCUCCAGCAGUUUCCGGCGCUCCCCUACCCGUCCUGGGCCCGAGCCGCCGCGGGUGGCCAGCCUCGCCCUCCCCUGCAGCAGCCAGCGGGCGCGGACGUCGCGGCGCGCGGGGAGGCCGCGAUGCACGCGGACGCGCAGCCAGCGGACGCGGCCCGCCCUUCCCUCCUCCUGGCGGCCGUCGCGGGCGCCGAACCAGACGCCGCCGCCGCCGCCGCGGGUGGCCAACCCCGCCCUCCCCUGCAGCAGCCAGCGGGCGCGGACGCCGCGGCGCGCGGGGAGGCCGCGAUGCACGCGGACGCGGCUGCGCGCGCGGCAGCAGCGCGCGGGGCGCACCAGGACAGCGCCCCUGCGGACGGAACGCGUGUAGACGCCGCCGAGGACGCCGCGGCCGCCUCUGAGCUCCAGCUGGGCACCAACGACGACGUCGCCGCAGCAGCCUACGCCCGGGGAGCGGCUGCCGCCAUUGCUGCAGGCCUUGGCAUGCCCCUGGACAUGACCGAUCUGCCCAGGACGCUGCUCACAGCCGGGGGCGCCCUGUCCAGGGGGCUUGCUGCCGGCCCGCGUGCAGCUGUGGGCGCAGCCCCUUCCCUGCACCGCCUCCGCCGCCUGUGA